This is a messenger RNA of Triticum aestivum (bread wheat), 1012 nucleotides long. RefSeq lists its product as uncharacterized. Bases 111 to 653 code for a protein of 180 amino acids. The transcript is spliced from 6 exons. NCBI's taxonomy places the organism in Eukaryota, Viridiplantae, Streptophyta, Magnoliopsida, Poales, Poaceae. The record is from RefSeq and is a predicted model, not a curated record.
UUUUUUUAACAGAACCUGAAUUUGGGUCCCCGUCCCCGCGUGCCCUCCUCGGUCUCUGCCGCGCGUGGCCUCCGUCGCCGUCCCAGGGGUUCGAGGAUCCUACAGGCGAGAUGGAGAAGAAGAAGAAGGCGCCGCUGCCAACACCUCAUUUCCACAAAGAGCGGCCUCUUCCUAGAGCAGAGCGGUCCCCCGAUCGACGCUACUCGCCUUACCCUCCUCCGUCCAUGGAUGGUUGCUCUGGAAAGAAUGCUGGAUCUUGGCCCCUUCACCUGACUUACUAUGGGCCUCCAUCUGAAGACCUUCAUGUCGACUGGCGCAAUAAUGACGGGGUUGUGGACAUGGAGCAUUACAGCACAGAGCUGUUUGCAGCGAUGGACAAACAUAGUUUUUGGUCGAUGCACACUUGUACACGCCCACAGUUUGGACCAAACGUCAGCGCUGAGUAUGUGAUUGAUCCUUUGUUGAAGGAUACAUUCCUUGCCAAUCCCCGUUUUAGCUACCUGCUUCCCUUGAUCGGCCACAAAGUAGCUUCUGCAGCUGAGGCUCCCAAUUCAACCACGCAGGUUGGCACAACUACUGGAUACGGGCAGCGUGAUGGUUCUAUAGAAGUCCCUGUCCGCGAAGUUGCUGCUUUGAAGAUUUCUGACAACUAGCCACUAAUGUGCCCAACCAAGUUGCUCCCAGAAGACGAAAAUCAAGAUUUUCAUGGAGGACCCUGAGUUUCAUAUUGAGAUUACGAACCCGUUAGCAGUAACUAUAUGUAUUAGCUACAUCUACCCUAUGUGUGGGCCGCAUCUUCAAGAUCAAUGCGUGCAGGAUAUAUUAAUUUUAACUUGGUGUCUGCGCUGCGCCGCAUCUAUCUAUAUAGUGCAAGAUAUUUAUAAGCUUGGUUCAGGUUGUGUCUGAGAAAGAGUGGCAAUCUGUCACAGAUGAUGCCGUUCGUCUUAUGUAUGCAUAUGAACUGGAAAACUUUAUCUGCGGUGGUGACUAUUUCACAAUGCUUCUUCGAUCA